AUGACGUAGGAGGAGGGGGCGGAGAAAGAACAGCGGGUCAAGGGUAAGAAGGGGCGUGGUGGCGGUAACCACGGUAGCCUCGGCUUUUUUUCUCAAUUGGGAAGGAAGUAAAGCACAAUGCGGACACGCUAUGGCGACCGCCGGGGAAGCAGGAUAGAAAGUUGCUGCUUUGUCUCAGGGAAAUAAUCUGUAAGAUUCUUUUUCACCAAUGUAACAAAUGAAAACAAUGGGCAGAUGAUAUCAGUUAAACUACAUUUGGCAGCUAACUGUCAGACAGCAAACAACUACGUAAGCAACUGCAAUCCACACUGCAAGGAUUUUUACUAUUCCAGGCAUUGAGAAUUAUGUGCAGUGCCUGAGUACUCCGAGUAACUACAGUUUCUAUGUAGUUAUAAUAAUGUCUGUUAAUGCCACAGAGAGUGACAUUCCUAGAUUUUUUGUGGGCGGUGAAGAUGGGGAAGAACUUUUGGAUUGUUCCAGAUCUUCCGAUUUUGUCUCCUUCUACGAUCCUGAGGAUGAUGAUGAAGAGUAUGAUUCUCCACCAGAAAGACAGAUCAUGGUUGGAAUAUGUUCUAUGGCAAAAAAAUCAAAAUCAAAACCAAUGAAUGAAAUCCUUGAACGGCUUUCCAUGUUUAAAUAUAUCACAGUGGUGAUAUUUGAAGAAGAUGUCGUUUUGAAUGAAGCGGUAGAAAACUGGCCUUUAUGUGAUUGUCUCAUUUCUUUUCAUUCUAAAGGAUUUCCAUUGGACAAAGCAGUUGCCUAUUCUAAACUCAGGAAUCCAUUUGUUAUUAAUGAUUUGAAUAUGCAAUAUCAUAUACAAGACAGGAGAGAAGUUUAUGGCAUCCUUAAAGAUGAAGGCAUUUUACUUCCUCGUUAUGCAGUCCUAAACAGGGAUCCAAACAAUCCCCAAGAAUGCAAUUUGAUUGAAGGAGAAGAUCAUGUGGAAGUGAAUGGAGAAGUUUUCCAAAAGCCAUUUGUGGAAAAACCAGUUAGUGCAGAGGACCACAAUGUAUAUAUUUAUUAUCCAACAUCUGCUGGUGGAGGAAGUCAGAGGCUCUUUCGAAAAAUUGGUAGUAGAAGCAGUGUUUACUCUCCUGAAAGCAACGUGAGAAAAACUGGUUCAUAUAUCUAUGAGGAAUUCAUGCCUACAGAUGGUACUGAUGUGAAGGUGUACACUGUAGGUCCAGAUUAUGCACAUGCAGAAGCACGUAAAUCCCCUGCUCUGGAUGGCAAGGUGGAACGGGAUAGUGAAGGCAAAGAAGUGAGGUAUCCAGUGAUACUUAAUGCACGGGAAAAGCUAAUAGCUUGGAAAGUAUGCCUAGCUUUUAAGCAAACAGUUUGUGGAUUUGACUUGUUGCGUGCAAAUGGGCAGUCCUAUGUCUGUGAUGUCAAUGGCUUCAGUUUUGUGAAGAAUUCAAUGAAAUAUUAUGAUGAUUGCGCUAAAAUCCUUGGAAAUAUAGUUAUGAGAGAACUUGCUCCACAAUUUCAGAUCCCUUGGUCUAUACCUUUGGAAGCAGAAGAUAUUCCUAUUGUGCCAACCACCUCAGGAACAAUGAUGGAGCUUAGAUGUGUCAUUGCUGUAAUACGGCAUGGAGAUCGGACACCAAAGCAAAAAAUGAAAAUGGAAGUUAAACACCAAAAAUUUUUUGAUCUUUUUGAAAAAUGCAAUGGAUAUAAAUCUGGGAAGUUAAAGUUGAAGAAACCAAGGCAGCUACAGGAAGUACUUGAUAUUGCAAGACAGCUCUUAAUUGAGCUAGGACAGAAUAAUGACUCUGAAAUAGAAGAAAACAAAUCUAAACUUGAACAGUUAAAGACUGUAUUGGAGAUGUAUGGACAUUUUUCUGGCAUAAAUCGCAAAGUACAACUGACAUAUCUUCCUCAUGGUUGUCCUAAAACAUCUAGUGAAGAAGAAGAUAACCGCAAACAAGAGCCAUCUCUACUCUUAGUUCUCAAAUGGGGAGGAGAAUUGACACCUGCAGGCAGAGUUCAGGCAGAGGAACUAGGAAGAGCUUUCCGAUGUAUGUACCCAGGUGGACAAGGUGACUAUGCUGGAUUUCCAGGAUGUGGCCUACUUAGAUUGCAUAGUACUUAUCGACAUGAUCUCAAAAUCUAUGCAUCUGAUGAAGGAAGAGUUCAAAUGACAGCUGCAGCUUUUGCAAAGGGUUUGUUGGCAUUGGAAGGGGAACUCACACCUAUACUUGUGCAGAUGGUCAAAAGUGCUAAUAUGAAUGGUCUGUUGGACAGUGACAGUGACUCUCUUAGCAGUUGCCAACAUCGGGUGAAGGCACGCCUUAAUGAAAUUCUCCAAAGAGAUAGAGACUUUACUUCUGAAGACUAUGAAAAGCUGACACCAUCUGGCAGUGUUUCUCUGAUAAAAUCAAUGCAAGUGAUAAAAAAUCCUAUUAAGACAUGUGAUAAGGUAUAUUCUUUAAUCCAGAGUUUGACGUCUCAGAUCAAACAACGAAUGGAAGAUCCUAAAUUUGCAGAUAUUCAACUUUAUCACAGUGAAACAUUGGAACUAAUGUUGCGUAGGUGGGCCAAGCUUGAAAAAGACUUUAAAACAAAGAAUGGAAAAUAUGAUAUAAGUAAAAUCCCAGAUAUCUAUGACUGCAUAAAAUAUGAUGUUCAGCAUAAUGUCUCUUUAAAGCUAGAAAAUACAAUGGAAUUAUACAGACUGUCAAAGGCUUUGGCUGACAUUGUGAUCCCUCAGGAAUAUGGUAUUACUGAGGCUGAAAAACUAGAGAUUGCUAAAGGUUACUGCAAUCCACUAUUGAGGAAAAUUCGGUCUGAUCUUCAGAGGACUCAGGAUGAUGAUACUGUUAACAAACUCCAUCCUUUGUAUUCUAGUGGGGUUAUGUCUCCUGAACGUCAUGUCCGAACUAGGCUGUACUUCACCAGUGAGAGUCAUGUCCAUUCUUUGCUUUCAACUCUUCGCUAUGGUUCUUUAUGUGAUGCAUCAAAAGAUGAACAGUGGAAAAGAGCUAUGGAUUAUCUCAAUGUUGUCAGUGAACUCAAUUACAUGACCCAAAUAGUUAUCAUGCUGUAUGAAGAUCCAAAUAAGGAGGUUUCAUCAGAAGAACGCUUCCAUGUGGAGUUACAUUUUAGUCCAGGAGCUAAAGGCUGUGAAGAAGAUAAAAACUUACCAUCAGGUUUUGGUUACAGACCUGCUUCACGGGAGAACGAUGAUUCAAAACAAACAUCCCAUAGAAAUGAGAAUGAUGAGGACCCCCAUGCUUAUAAAAGAGAUGAAACUGAUCGUUCAGUAAUGAUGUUCAAGCCAAUGGUGUCAGAUCCAAUUCAUAUACACAGGAAGUCACCCCUUUCAAGACCCAGGAAAAUGGGUUCAGCAGAAGAAGAGAGCCCCCUGAGUGUGUCUAGCCCAGAGUGGCUGCAUUAUACCAGUGGUGUGGGUACUGGGCGUCGAAGACGCAGAUCAGGGGAACAAAUCACUUCUUCCCCUGUCUCCCCUAAAUCAUUGGCUUUCACAUCCAGUAUUUUUGGCUCAUGGCAACAGGCGCAGUUUAGGAGUAUUCAUUUGGCACCAUCAGAAAAUAAUAGUCUUUUUCGACCUCCAAGAACAAUUGUGGAACAAAAGACCAGUAGUAUAGGGUCUCACUGUGCGAGCCUGUUUAGCACCUCAGUGCUCGGGGGGUCUUCAAGUGCACCUAAUCUACAGGAUUAUGCUCGUAUUCAUCGUAAAAAGCUGACUUCUUCUGCCUGCAUAGAUGCUGGUUUGAAUUUCAGGUACCUGUUUUUCUCUUUCUCAGACACCACACGUGGUUCUGCUGUUAAAAGGUUUUCUAUCACAUUUGCUCGACACCCAACCAAUGGCUUUGAAUUAUAUUCCAUGGUGCCUUCAAUUUGUCCUCUAGAAACUCUCCAUAACUCCUUGUCUUUAAAGCAAGUGGAUGAAUUUCUUGCCUCAAUUACAGCCUCAACCUCGUGUGAAAGUUUUCCACAUACAUCUACAGCUUCCUUUCGUUCUCCGUCAUUUAUUGAAUCCAUUACAGAAAGAAAGUGUUCUUUAAAUACAUAUACCCCUGCUAAAAUCCAACCAACAACAUUUGAAGACUUUGCAGGGCGGAGAUCUGUUGAGCGAAGCCCCUCAGAUGCCACUUGCUCUUCCGUUCCUGAUAUUUGACUGCACCAUUAGAAGACAAAAAGGAUUUAAAUAAUACUAGUGUGGUUAGUAAAAUGCUUUCUGAAAAGAAACUAAGCACUUCAGUCAAAACUUGAAGGAACACUUCAUUGCCUCUUCUAUAACUAACAAAUCCUUAAAGAAAAAGGCAGUUUUUGAAAUCAUAUUUGCCACACAGUAUGUUUCAUUGUAUAUAAAAUAAUUUCUAGAAUGUACAAGUUGUAUAUUUUCAGGUUGAAGGUGACUUCCUUUCUAAAAUAUAAAAAGCAACAAAGUUUACACUUGUAAUUUUAAGGUACCGAUAUCUUAAAUAUAAAAACUGCACAAAAUAUUUCCAUCAUUGUUGUCUAAAAUAUGCACACAAUGCAAAACCAAAACAGCCUAGCAUAGUAGUUUGUAUUGCAGACACAGCUAGAAAGAGAGAGAAGACAAAAAAGAUUUUUAAAAGGCCGUUAUUUGGAGAUAGAUUUACAAUAGGCCUUUUAAAAGUUUACAGUAAGCAUUUUUUCAUUACCAAGAAAUAUUAACAUGGCUCUGGUUAAUGGCUACUUUUCUGAAUACUGAUCCCUAAACUAGAAUUUAGCAACUUAUACUUUAUUUCCGGUACACAUGCAUGUUGUUUGAUUUAUAGAUGAAAACUGUUUAGGUUCUCGGAUUUGGAAAAUGCAAGAAAAAUUGAAUAACCUGCUGUAGAAUCUAAUACUCUAAAGCUAAUGUGUCUUAUAUUUGGAGUCAUGUAAGGACUAAUAGCAUCUAUAUAAUAUUGUACAAUUGUAUCGUUAAAAGUUAAAUUUGGUUUCAGUUCACAGAUCAGCUUCACUGAAGAUUUAUUCUAACUUAACAAGAGUCAGGGCCAGGAAAAACAAAAAGAAAACAUUUUUAAUGCUAAUGUAUUUUAUUUCCAUUUCAUGCAUGUUCACUACUAAGUUAAAAACUCAUUCUCAUCCUAUGUCAUUAUUUUCUGUCAGCAGCAGUUAUAUAGGGAACAAAAUCUUGGUGUUAACUCCAUUCUGUUCAGUCUUUCAUCUGUUAAAUGCAAGGUUUAGACUGUAACCUCUCUCCAUGCUUCAAUUUAAAUAUGGUUUCUGGAAGCAUUGCAUCCUUUUCUAUUAUAUUGGGGUACCUCUAGUGAGAUUUCUUACCUAAAGUUGCACUGUCCAAAUCUGUGCUCAGUCUUGGUAUUGAAGUACCUCUUUCCUAUUAGAAUACGAAGCAUUUUGGGAGUCAGUCAUGGGCAAUAUAUACAUGAUUUACCACAUUGUUUACAUCAAUAUCUAGAAUUUUUGCAAGUUUAUUCUAACCUAUGCUUUAGUAUAGGGCAUGAAUUAAUUUUGAUUACAUUAUUUAUGAAUUUAUUUCUUGUUUACAUACUCUCCAAAGGUUCUUUUUUUAAAAAAAAUAUUUGCAACACAGGUUUCUGCAGAAUACUGUUUAAAGUAUAUUCCUAUAAAGGUUAACAGGGCUUUAGAAAAGCAGAAACAGCUGGUCUGUUUACAUUCAUGAUUGUAAUUUUAUAUAUCUGUACAUGCUGUCAUUUGUUGUAUUUUCAAAUGAAAAGAGGUUGCAACAGAACCAGUUCUAUGAAAUUAACUGUUUCAUCACUGAAUGUAUGGGCAUAACCCCAUAUAGAAAAUAGGCAUUAUCACCUAUCUUUUAAUCAUGCCUACUCAUGGACAAUGUUUAAAGAUAAUAAUCAGCAUUAUCAGAUCUCCCAAAAACUGGAACUGUGGUUUUUUAAAAAAUAUUCAGGUUUGUCAACAUCUAUAUAUUAAUAGUCUUUUGACUUACCUUAUAUAUCCUGUUCAGUUAUUGAAUGGUUAAUAUAUUUUCGGUCUUUGCAGUAACUCUGUAAUUUAUGAAUGGCAAUAUUUUCCUUUAUGCUGCAAGAGGCCUGGAUUCAGUGCCUUUAUAAGAAUAAAAAUACUUCUCAUUCAGUAAUUUUCCAUAAAAGUGUAAUUGCUUAUAAAGCUUGCCAUGGCAUUGCUGUGCAUAUUAUAUGGGAUUAUAUAAGCAAUUAUUAAUUAUUAAGAUACCAAAUAUAUGAAGGGGUUCACAAUUCUCAUUGCAUUCAUCUUCUAAAAUACAAGUUUUUAAUAUGGACAAUGUUUGUCUUGCUCACCUAUGAAUGUAUAUGUUAUAUAUUUUUUUCUAUACAAAAUGUUGUUUAAUUAUGUGUAACAUUCCAGUCAACCAAAGCUUUGGCAUAAAAAUUGAACAUGCUCUUGAAUAAAAGAGAGUCUGCAAAAAAGCAGCAUCCAUUCUA
Crotalus tigris (Tiger rattlesnake) is the source of this 6401-nucleotide messenger RNA. It is a transcript of the gene PPIP5K2, whose product is annotated as diphosphoinositol pentakisphosphate kinase 2. The coding region runs from base 398 to 4141 and encodes 1247 amino acids. Gene Ontology annotation, molecular function: inositol hexakisphosphate kinase activity; 5-diphosphoinositol pentakisphosphate 1-kinase activity; diphosphoinositol pentakisphosphate kinase activity. The transcript has 32 exons. The record is from RefSeq and is a predicted model, not a curated record. Gene Ontology annotation, biological process: inositol phosphate biosynthetic process; inositol metabolic process. NCBI's taxonomy places the organism in Eukaryota, Metazoa, Chordata, Lepidosauria, Squamata, Viperidae. Gene Ontology annotation, cellular component: cytosol.